AUGGCCGCGCUCUUGUUUUCGUGCAUGGGCGCGGCGUACGGCACCGCGAAGAGCGGCGUCGGCAUCGCGGCCAUGGGCGUCUUUCGCCCCGAGCUCGUCAUGAAGAGCAUCGUCCCGGUCGUCAUGGCCGGCGUGUUGGGGAUCUACGGCCUCAUCAUCGCGGUGAUCAUAAGCACGAACACAAGCCCGGGCGGGACGUACACGCUGUUCCAAGGGUACGCGCACCUCGGAAGCGGGCUCUCGUGCGGGCUCUCCGGGCUCGCCGCGGGGAUGGCCAUCGGCAUCGUCGGCGACGCGGGGGUGAGAGCGAACGCGCAGCAGCCGAAGCUGUUCACGGGGAUGAUCCUGAUCUUGAUCUUCGCGGAGGCGUUGGCGCUGUACGGGUUGAUCGUGGGGAUCAUCUUAUCUAGCGCGGGGUCCGCGGUGUCGUCUCCGUGA
This is a messenger RNA of Micromonas pusilla CCMP1545, 438 nucleotides long. RefSeq names its product H+-or Na+-translocating f-type, v-type and A-type ATPase superfamily. The transcript is spliced from 2 exons. The record is from RefSeq and is a predicted model, not a curated record. NCBI's taxonomy places the organism in Eukaryota, Viridiplantae, Chlorophyta, Mamiellophyceae, Mamiellales, Mamiellaceae. The coding region runs from base 1 to 438 and encodes 145 amino acids. Gene Ontology annotation, molecular function: proton-transporting ATPase activity, rotational mechanism. Gene Ontology annotation, cellular component: proton-transporting V-type ATPase, V0 domain; membrane. Gene Ontology annotation, biological process: proton transmembrane transport.